AUGUCUUUAAGUGGGAAAGUAGAGAGUGAAACAGAGAUUGAAGCAACUGCUGCUAAGUUCUUCCAUAUUUUUAGAAAGCAACUUGAACAUGUUCCUAAUAUGUCCCCAGAAGUACAUGAAAAUAGUGUGCAUGAAGGUGACUGGGAAAAUAUUGGUUCUGUUAAGGACUGGAAAUAUACAAUAGAAGGAAGAAAACAUACUACAAAAGAAAAAAUUGAAUCUAUAGAUGAUGAAAAUAAGAUAAUCACAUAUAAUGUCUACGACGGGGAUGCGACUGAUAGUUACAAGAGUUUUAAGGUAACAUUACAAGUGAUUGAUAAGGAACAUGGUGGGGUUGUAAAAUGGAGUAUUGAGUAUGAGAAACUGAAGGAGGAUAUUACAGCUGCAUCUCCUGAUUCAUAUUUGGUCUUGUUUGCAAAGGUCACAAAAGAUAUUGAUGCUCAUCUUGUCAAGGAAUAA
Molecule: messenger RNA, 459 nt
Organism: Lathyrus oleraceus (garden pea)
Lineage: Eukaryota; Viridiplantae; Streptophyta; Magnoliopsida; Fabales; Fabaceae
Product: MLP-like protein 34
Exons: 2
Coding region: 1-459 (152 amino acids)
Biological process (GO): defense response
Source: RefSeq, a predicted model, not a curated record